Molecule: messenger RNA, 6079 nt
Organism: Diabrotica virgifera virgifera (western corn rootworm)
Lineage: Eukaryota; Metazoa; Arthropoda; Insecta; Coleoptera; Chrysomelidae
Gene: shams
Product: glucoside xylosyltransferase 1
Exons: 7
Coding region: 97-1212 (371 amino acids)
Biological process (GO): protein O-linked glycosylation via N-acetylgalactosamine
Molecular function (GO): UDP-xylosyltransferase activity
Source: RefSeq, a predicted model, not a curated record
CAAUUAGCAACCAAUCAAUAGGUUAUGUUUUUGUAAUUGUUUAUAUUUACAUUUUUACAAUUCAAAAUGUGAAUAACAUUUUCAACAAAAGAAAAUAUGAGACUGUAUACUAUAUUGCAACUUGGGAUACUACUCUCAAUAGCUCUAGUUAUUUUUUACUUGUAUAGUAUAAGACUAAUUAACACUACAGACAUAUUAGAGGAAGCAGAAUUUGAAGAAGUGGUAGAGGAUAAUGAAGUUACCACUGAAAGAAUAUAUUUUAAAAAAUCAGAUAUUGUUGUGGCAGUUGUGGCCUGUGGAGAUAGGCUAUUUGAAACACUAAAUAUGCUAAAAUCUGCUCUUAUGUUCAGCAAGGAGAAGCUUAAUUUUAUUAUAGUGUCCGAAGAGAGGCUAAUUGAUAGUUUUAAUGAAAAAUUAGGAGAAUGGAAAGCUUUCAUGAAUAAUGGAUUUACUUUUAAAGUUUUGCCAUUGACGUUUCCAUCAGAUAAUCCCUUGGAAUGGAAGAAGCUUUUUAAGCCAUGUGCAGCACAGAGAUUAUUCUUGCCAAAUCUCCUAGAAAAUGUAGAUUCUAUUUUAUAUAUGGAUACAGAUACAUUAUUUUUGACACCCGUAGAAACCGUUUGGGAGCAUUUUAAUAGGUUUAACUCUAGUCAAAUGGCUGCGUUAGCUCCAGAACAUGAAGAUCCAAACGUAGGGUGGUAUAAUAGAUUUGCCAAACAUCCAUACUAUGGAAAAUUAGGGGUAAAUUCAGGUGUUAUGUUGAUGAAUUUAACCAGAAUGAGAGCCUUCCAAUGGAAAGAGUAUGUGGUUCCUAUUUACAAAAAAUACAAACUUAAGAUAACUUGGGGUGACCAAGAUAUCAUCAAUAUAAUCUUUCAUUAUCAUCCUGAUAAACUGUACAUUUAUUCCUGCCGAUUUAACUACAGGCCGGACCACUGCAUGUAUACCAGUGUGUGCAAGCCAGCUGAAUCUGAGGGUGUAGCUGUAAUUCAUGGCUCUAGGGGAUUUUUUCAUUCAGAAAAACAGCCUAUUUUCCAAGCUGUCUAUCGAUCAUUUGAAGAGUAUCCGUUAGGUGGCGACAUCUACCGGGAAUUCUACCAACUUCUAGAGACGUACUUAGACAACUCUCAGAACAACAAUUGUGGUAAUGUGAAAGAUAUUUUUCUUAAGAAUAUACGUAAGUACAUUGACCUUGACGUCGACACUAAAUAAACGUCCAAUAUGUGAGCUUAUAUAGAUCGUAUAUUAAUUGUUUUGACCAUAGGCGUCGAUAGCGUUUUACAGGGGGCACGUGAUAUAUAAAAAGUUUUGAACAAAGUGUAUUAUAUUGGCGAUUUUGCAUUUUUCAAGAGGUAGAAUUUAUGUAGACUGUAUUUGUUAUUUUAUCUUUCAUAUAAACCUUUCUCUAAUAUGGAGGAAUGCUCAUAUAUAGAACAAGAACAAGUGAUAUAUUAAAACAAGUAACAUCAAUUGAAGGGAAAGCUGGGUUCUUUUUCAAGCUUGAUGUUCAAAAAUCUAGCCUAGAUAAAACACAAAAUUGUUCAUUAGACCUUGAAAUACUGAAAAUAAUUUUUUUCCUACAAAUUCUACUAUAACGUCAUUGACUUAUCAGUGACAGACAAAUUUAAAAUUUAUACUUUCGCAGAUUCACCAAAUUGUAUCCAUUUCUUUAACUAAGGCAAUAAUAUACCAGCUGCACAAAUAUUUACUAAUAUUCUCAACCAAUACAUCUUAGGAUAGUAAAUUAAACACCGAACUUGAUAGACGACGUUUUUUUGGACAUUUGCAAUGUGGUGUGACAUAAAUAUGUGUUAAUGCAGUGGUUUCCAACAUUUUUGUACCUGUGCCCCCCUUAAAAAAACAAAAAAUUGUUGCGCCCCUUAAUUUUUCUAACAAUCUAAUUUCAUAAAUACCCAACUGAUAUUGUUAUUUAAUGGGCUACAAAAUAUUAUACAAUAUCAUGUAAAAAUAUAUAUAAAAAAAAUAAUAAAAUUUGCUUUUUAAUAGUAUUUAACCCCAUUUUUAAAUUCAUUUUCAGACAUUUUGUUACAAUUUCCUAAGCUAAUUGUAACAAACAAUUGUAACAGCUGCAUUCCCCCUUGCAACAGUCUAGCGCCCCCCUAGGAGGACGCGCCCACAUAUUGGAAACCACUGUGUUAAUGACUUUUGUGUGAGCUUCUUCAUACUACAAAAAACUGUUUUCACUUAAAAGAAUACUAUUAUGUACUUAUACAGUGUUAGAACUCGAAGAACUGAACAUACAACAAAUAUAUCUUGCAAGGUCGCUAAUUAUUAAGUUCGUUUGUCUACUAUAGUUUAUAAUCUGGAAGUUAGACUAGAGUUAAAUAUUUUUGGUAGGUAUUACAUAAUAUAAAAACUUUUUAAAACAUCCAAAGACAAAAAUCAUUAUCUGACUGGUGGAUACUGGGACUUUAUCAACACUUCGAUUUGUUAAGUUGCAAUUUUUUUGUUAAAAAAGAGUUUUGGGCCAUUUUGAUGUUUUUUAUAUUAUUAGUAUUUGCAUCGUCUUAGCGUGCUGUACUAGAUCAAACGCUUUCUCGUAAUCAACCAAACAUGCGUAUAUAUUGCAACUGACGUCUCUGCUGUGUUAUUGUUUCUGCAGAGUUGUAUAUAUUGUUGAUCAUCUUUGUGAUUAUUGCUAUUGUUUCGUUGUCCAUUAGUUUGAGUAGUUCUGCUUGUAUAUUAUCGGGUCCUGCUGCUUUACCAUCCCUUAGCUGUGUCAUUGCAGAAUAAACUUUCUGCUGUAAUAUUCUUGGUCCAUCAUUUACCUCUUCUUCUAGCGCAAAGGUGUAAUAUCUUUCUUCAAAGAGCUAUAUGAUGUAUAUAGUAUAUAUAAAGUGCCAAAACAACAAAUACAGUAUUUUAACGAAGAAGUACGUUAAAGAAAUAUAGCAAAAUUGUAUUAACUCAGUAAAGGUUGUAGCUGUGAUAUUUUGUAUCAUUCAUACUCUUUUGAAGAUCUGUAUAUCUAUGACAGCAUAAAAUUGACCAUCUAACCUUCGACAUACAGUGGAAAUUGUAGGAAACACGAAUUCCAAUGAAAUAUCUGUCCAAUAAUUAAUGGGGUAUUUAUUCUACAGUCCAACAAACAUAGCUCAAAGUCUGAAAAUAACCACGCUCAUGAUGCGCGCGCAUUCGUCAUGCGACGGACCUCGCACUCACACUCAUGGUGCAGACCGUUUGUAUGUGCGUUUUCACUUCAUUGUUUGCGCAGGCAAUGGAAAUUUCACACGUUCAGCUAUGUUUGGCGUACGGUACGUAAAAUAUGCAUUCCUUAUUCCUAUAUCAUUGUUGUGGUUUUUUUUAAUCGAAUCGGGUAAAUAAAUUAUAGAAUCUCGACUAAUAUUGAUGGAUCUCAUCUUUUGCUCUCGACGUCCGUGCUUUAGAUGGAUAUUUUUAAUGCUAAUGUCAAAUUGUUUUUUUCCGAAUCAUAUUUUUAUAGUAAUUAUAACUUACAUAUAUCGUACUUGGCAAGUUUAUACCUGAUACAUCACAACUUUAUUCAAAGUGACUAAAAAUGUGAAGUAAAUAUCAGCAUAUUGUAACACAAAUUACGCCCCUAUAUACAGAAAUUGGUCUUUUUAUACCUGUAUAAUAAAAUUGAGAUAAUUCAUGUAAACAAUGGAAAAAUCCAGAAGAAGAAGAAGAAUCGUAGCUUCGUAACAAUAUGAUUACUAAAAAUUCAUAUUUUUCCAAGUUUUUAUUUGAAUUUAUAAACAGGAAAUAAUUGUGAGGGGUAAAUCUGGCGAAUAGAGUGGAUGGUCGAUCAAUUUGUAUUCCAGUUGAUGUAAUCCACCCCCUUAUCUAUGGUGUAAUCUUAUCUGUACAAUGGCCUCCUUGCGAGCAAGGAAUGUUUUUGCGAGACAAACCAGGGAGCAUUUGCUAAAAUCGGUGUCUAAAGAUUCCAAUAAAGCUAUGAUUAUAUCCAAAACAGUAGCCAUUGUCUUUAUGGCCGAUCGGUUUGGGUCUUUGUCGCUUUGCAGACACUCUUUAAGUGACUGCGCCAUUUAAUAUAUGUGUAAGUUAUAUUUAGAUCUUUUUGUUUUUUGGUUGUGACUCGUGUAAAUAAGAUCAAAAUUUUUAUGCUAAUCCAUCCAUGUUUAGAUAUAUAAAGUAAGUAGACUUAAUGUUAAGUUUUAGCUGCAAGAAUUUGAAAAAUUCUUGCAGUAAAAGAGCUCCACGCAGCGAAAGUUUAUCCUAAAUAAUUAUUAUUUUUGUUAUUGUAAAGACGCUACAAGAUAGCGUAUAAGUUUUAUUGAGCAGAUGGAAGAACAUGUUUUCUUAUAUCUUGUUCAAUGGAUAAUGUUUGUUUUCUCUUUCAUGAGAAAGGUCUGCAAAUUUUUUCUUUGUGAAUGACCUUAGAGCCUUUUGGAAUUUGGGUGGUUCGAGCUUUAUAAGUUGUCAAAUUGUAAGGAUGCUGCUUUACAGUGCUCCUUUUUCAAAAUAGAUAAUGUGUCUUGAUUUUUUACAUUUGUUCAUUAUAAACAAAGAUAAGCCCAUUAUACAUAUAGGUCUAAUAUGUAGGACAAAGAAACUAAUGGUUUUCUAAGAGAUUAGAUGAAUAAUAACGAAUAAUCUCACCUCACAUGCUUUAUUUGUUUGAACACACUGUUUGUUAGAUACAAUAUGGACAGGAAUACAUACGGGGCUGAAAAAAAAAAUAAAUAAGCCAUUGGAAAUAACUUAUAAACGACUUAAUCAAUUUACAGCACCCGGUAUUGUACCUAAGGUCAUGAGAUUCAAGGCUCAAACUUUAAACGUAUGACUUAAGUUAGCUGUCAUGCAAACUCAUCUAUGAUGAUAUAAACUUUCGCUUUGGUGUUCUUAGUAUAAGGAAUUGGUGCAUAUAUUAUCUAGUUAGUUGCAAUAAAUGAAUCGCUAUCCGGUUGUUAUAAGUUUCUCUUGUUUUUUUUUGUAAAGUUUAUAUACAAAGAUUUUAUUGAUAGUUUUAUGAAUAGUUACUAACACCCAAUUUUAUUGGUUUAAGAUUUUAGAAUAACAGCGUAGUGAACAAAAAUCUAUGAAUGUUUAAUACUUUAUGUCAUUUGUAAUGGAUCCGUAUUCAUUUUUAACUUUUGUGAGGAAUAUUGGGUUAAAACAUGUUGAACGCCGCGCGAAUCAUAUACGAUUCACGCUUAUUUUACUUACAGGGCCGCGCGAAUCACACUUGCUUUGCAGUGACUGCUAUACUAUAUGGACCUCGGCUAAGUCGGUCCAGAGAGCCGUAAUAUUGUAUACAUUACGGCGUUCAACGUGUUAACAGUUUGUGACACGAACAGUGUCAGCUAAAAAAAUUACUAUUAUAAGUAGGAAAGGUUUUUUGAUAACACUGUAUAUGGAAUCAGAACGGAGAGAGAAACAACAACAGUCAUAGAGGGGAGUCUGGUGAGAGUGCUCACUCAGUGAGAGUGAGAGUACUAGCACAAUUUAACAGAUUGGUGAAAACGUAUUUAUUUUCGGAUUGCCAAAUCUUCGUUGACGACAGCAUUUACCAAAUGUAAUGUGAAUAUUGCAAAAAACUGUUUAAUACUGAGUUCUUUGUGUAAAAUCUGCUGUACCGUUUCUUCUGAAGUGCUUACAGUCUCAGGUAUAUCUUAUAUACAUGGUAUUCGGUAACGAAUGGGCCAUAGCUUAACCUUAGAUUCCUGAGGUUAAAAUAGGUCGAUUUAAGCUAACUUAUUUUAGUACGAAAUUUGAUAAUAACCGAAAUACAGGGUGUCAAAGUUAAACUUUUUUUUAUUUAUUAUUGAAUAUUUCCUGACAGGCAUUGGAUAACAACACGAAAUUUGGUAAGCGGUUUUUUGGGACGAGAAAUCUACAUUCGCCACCAAAAAUUAUGUAUUCCGCAGAGGGCGCCACAUACGUUUUUCAGCGCUCAUUUAAUACGUUAAUAUUUUUAUACUCCACUCUACAUACUUUUUGAAUCAAAACUUUUAUUCUCUUAAGAGGCUACAGUAGCGAUCAACAGGUAGCCACAAACGCGUUCCAAGAUUGCGGCUCUAAUUUUAAAUAUUUUGUCGAGAUAUUUGGCACACAUAUUCGUAAUAUAAUAAAGAAU